Pararge aegeria (speckled wood butterfly) is the source of this 717-nucleotide messenger RNA. RefSeq lists its product as uncharacterized. Gene Ontology annotation, molecular function: nucleic acid binding. The transcript has 3 exons. The coding region runs from base 1 to 717 and encodes 238 amino acids. Lineage: Eukaryota; Metazoa; Arthropoda; Insecta; Lepidoptera; Nymphalidae. The record is from RefSeq and is a predicted model, not a curated record.
AUGGUACCGACUCAAAGAUAUUAUAAAGAAGCUGACGAAUGUGUCGAUUCAUUGAAGCAAAUUCGAAGUCAGAUUGAGGAAGUUGCUUCUUUACUCAGUCAGUCGGAGAAUAACCAAACUAUACAGACUAUGCAGGUAAUGAAAACGGAAACUGUUUCUAAAUUAAAUUGUGUAGUCAGUAAAUUAGCUAAAAUUCAAAAACGGACAUCGGAGGCCACUAAGACUUCAAUUGGAACUGUAAAAAAUAUCGCAAAUCAAGGCAAGAGUUCCGAUUUGCUAAUUACUUUCAGAACACCUGGAAAAAAACGUCCCAGAGCUAAACCAGUUACGAAUAUUGAUAAUUUUGACCAAGAUCAAAUUUUAGCAGAAGCAAACCAUAGCAUAUUGAGAUUACCGCCUUACCAUCCAGACCUCAACCCCAUAGAAAUGGCAUGGGCUACUAGUAAACAAUAUGUAGCUAGCAAAAAUGUUAAAUGGAAUUUACAAGAAUGUACCAAACUUAUCAAAGAAAAAGUAUCCUUAAUGGGUGCCCAGGAAUGGGGAAAAAUAUGUAAAAAGGUAAAAGAUAUAGAAGAAGAGUACGUCAAGAGUGACCAUGUAGUUGAUUUACUUACCGAGCAAUUUAUAAUUCGCGUCGAUGAUAGUUCCGAAGACGAUGAUUCUGAUGAUGGUUAUGAAGAUGAUGAUGAUGACAACUGCAACCGAGGAAGCCCUUAA